Molecule: messenger RNA, 1090 nt
Organism: Vicia villosa (hairy vetch)
Lineage: Eukaryota; Viridiplantae; Streptophyta; Magnoliopsida; Fabales; Fabaceae
Exons: 4
Coding region: 86-835 (249 amino acids)
Cellular component (GO): chloroplast
Source: RefSeq, a predicted model, not a curated record
GUAAAAUUGGAGGGAGUAGAAGUGCUGUCAGAAGAAGAAAAGAACGAACCAAAAAAGCGCCUUGAACGAAGCAACGAGAAACAAAAUGUUCGGAAUGGCCGGAACAGCAACCGCCACGACAUGCACCGGCACAUCAGUCCGAUGGCAACCACUCCUUCCACCGCUCCGCCGCCGCCAACGCCUCCCCGUAAUCGUCAGUUUCAAAAACAACAACAACAGUAACAAUAAACCAAACGAUAUGGAUAGGGUUUUGAAAGAAGCGUGGCGAAACGCUAACGAUAAGUUCGAGCUUUUUCUCUUCGAAGCUAAAAAAGCCGCCGAACGCAUAGACCGUCGUUACUCUGUUUCGCAACGUGUGUCUUCGGUUGCUUCGGCUGCUGCUGAUAGAGCCCGUGAAAUUGAUAGGGAUUUUGAAAUUGGUGUCAAAUACCGGAAUUUUACUUCCGAUUUUGCCCUUAACUGGCCUAAGUAUAGAGCGCAGAUUAGUAAAUUUUUGGAUAGUCCGGUUGGGAAAAGCUUUACGACACUUUUCUUCAUCUGGUUUGCAUUUUCUGGCUGGCUUUUUCGGUUCUUGAUAAUUGCAACAUGGGUACUUCCAUUUGCUGGACCUCUUCUACUUGGAUCAUUGGCCAACAGCUUAGUUAUUAAGGGCUCUUGUCCAGCUUGCAAAACACAGUUUGCUGGUUACAAGAACCAAGUAGUUCGAUGUACAAGCUGUGGCAACAUUGUGUGGCAACCUAAAGGUAAAGGGGAUUCCUUUACAAGAGGCGGUAGAAAUAACUCAGCAUCAAAGUCAGACCCUAACAUCAUUGAUGUUGACUUUGAGGAGAAAUGAUGAUAUUAUCAAGUUAGCGAUUCUCAUUCUGGACUUGACUCUGCAAACAGAUAUGGAUAGACAAUGCUCAUAUAUAUUCGUUUAUUGUCUCCGGGUUUUUUCAUGAUUGAAGUUUGUUCUUACAUUUGUGCUGUAUGAAGCACAUAUAGUUUGGGUGUAGUUGUAAAUCUUUCUUUAUAAUAUGAUGAUAGUAUAGUCGGGAAAGAACACGAAACAGGAAACAGAAGAAUAAAAAAAAUGUCUGUUCAAAAUGCA